Molecule: messenger RNA, 1257 nt
Organism: Penicillium cosmopolitanum
Lineage: Eukaryota; Fungi; Ascomycota; Eurotiomycetes; Eurotiales; Aspergillaceae
Product: putative ethanolamine kinase
Exons: 5
Coding region: 1-1257 (418 amino acids)
Biological process (GO): phosphatidylcholine biosynthetic process; phosphatidylethanolamine biosynthetic process
Cellular component (GO): cytoplasm
Molecular function (GO): ethanolamine kinase activity; choline kinase activity
Source: RefSeq, a predicted model, not a curated record
AUGGGCUCCUACGACUCUGAGAACGGCGUCGCGCCCGCCCUCCGCUAUAUUCCUCUCUCCUACAGCCCCGCCGAAUCCCAAGCAACCGCCCUCCGUCUUAUUCUUACCCUUUUCCCCCACUGGGAGGGCCCCGAGAACAAGGUCGAGUUUGUGCGAUUCACCGAUGGCAUCACCAACACUCUCUUGAAAAUUAUCAAUCGCAAGGCUGGCUUGACCGACGCGCAAAUUGACGAGGAUGCCGUGCUCAUGCGCGCAUACGGAAAUGGCACAGAGAUCUUGAUCGACCGUGAAAGAGAAACCACUUCGCAUGCCCUACUCGCCGCACGUGGCCUCGCCCCGCCCCUCCUCGCUCGUUUCAACAAUGGUCUCCUCUACCGCUUCAUUCGCGGCAAGCCCUGUGGACACUUGGACUUGGUCACCGCCCCUAUCUACCGUGGCGUUGCCCGCCGUCUUGCCCAGUGGCACGCGGUUCUCCCCACCAAGGGAGCCACCUCAGCACCCUCGCAAGAGUCCUCGAUUAUCGCCCACGCCGAGGCGGAAUCUGCCAAGCAGGAAGACGGAUUUGAGAUCAUCCAACCGCGUCGCGCUGGCCCCUCCAUGUGGGCUGUCCUUCAGAAGUGGAUUCUCGCUCUUCCUGCCUCUACGCCGGAGCAGCGCUCUCGGCGAUUGAGCCUGCAGCAGGAGUUGCAGUGGGUCUUGGCUCAACUGGAUGAUGGCAAGGGCAUUGGCGAAGACGGCCUUGUUUUCUCGCACUGCGAUCUCCUGUGCGCCAAUGUGAUUGUCCUCCCGACAGAGGAUGUCGCUCAGCCCGAGGACGACGUCACCGCCGUCAACUUUAUUGAUUACGAAUACGCCGUGCCUGCGCCCGCCGCCUUCGACAUUGCCAACCACCUGGCUGAGUGGAUCGGCUACGACUGCGACUAUAACAUGACCCCCACCCAGUCGGUGCGCCGUCAGUUCCUGACCGAGUACACCAAGAGCUACUGCGAGAACCGCGGCCUCGACGAGUCCUCCCAGGCGGAGAUCGUCGAUCGCCUGGUUCAGGACGUCGAUCGUUUCCGCGGUAUUCCCGGUCUAUACUGGGGUGUGUGGUCCCUCAUCCAAGCCCAGAUUUCCCAAAUCGACUUCGACUACGCUGGCUACGCCGAAACCCGUCUGGGCGAGUACUGGGCCUGGAAGCGCGAGAUGGAUGGCAGCCGCAAGAAGGCCGGUGAGGAGAUUCCUCUCCGUGAACAGCGCUGGGCGCUGGAGGCAUAA